UCCUUCCUCCUCCGAAUGCCCCCCCAGUCCGCCAAGCUCGGCCUCAAUAAGGUCUCUGAUUGGCCGGUGCCACUGUCACUCCUCCGAGGGCGGGGCGAGAGGCGGGUGUGGUGGGAGGGCCCGCAGCUUCCGUGGCUGAGGGGAGCCGGCGGCGGCCGUGUCUGUGGUGGCUCAGGCGGCGGCGGGAGCGACGGUCCCACCCUCCCCGCUCCCUCGGUUGCACUCGCUACACGCCCUCUACUCGCGCAGACUUCUCUCAGCUCCACGUACCCUGACUGGACGUUGAGCCUCUGGAGGAAACGCGAGCGGCUGGCGCCGGAGCGGGGCGAGCCGCGGAUCCCGGGCCGGGAGGAGAGCGCGGCGGUUGCCAUCACGAAAGCCAAAGUGGAUUUCUCCAGUGUGGUGUGCCUGCCCCCUUCCGUCAUUGCUGUGAAUGGGCUGGACGGAGGAGGGGCUGGCGAAAAUGAUGAUGAACCUGUGCUCGUGUCCCUGUCUGCGGCCCCCAGCCCCCAGAGCGAAGCUGUUGCCAAUGAACUACAGGAGCUUUCCCUGCAGCCCGAGCUGACCCUGGGCCUUCACCCUGGCAGAAAUCCCAACUUGCCUCCACUUAGUGAGCGGAAAAAUGUACUGCAGUUGAAGCUCCAGCAGCGCCGGACCCGGGAAGAACUGGUGAGCCAAGGGAUCAUGCCACCUUUGAAAAGUCCAGCUGCAUUUCAUGAGCAGAGAAGGAGUUUGGAGCGGGCCAGGACAGAGGACUAUCUGAAACGGAAGAUUCGCUCCCGGCCGGAGAGAUCUGAGCUGGUCAGGAUGCACAUUUUGGAAGAGACUUCGGCCGAGCCUUCCCUCCAGGCCAAGCAGUUGAAGCUGAAGAGAGCCAGACUAGCUGAUGACCUCAACGAAAAGAUUGCACAGAGGCCUGGCCCCAUGGAGCUGGUGGAGAAGAACAUCCUGCCUGUUGAGUCCAGCCUGAAGGAAGCCAUCAUUGUGGGCCAGGUGAAUUACCCGAAGGUAGCAGACAGCUCUUCCUUUGAUGAGGACAGCAGUGACGCCUUAUCCCCUGAGCAACCUGCCAGCCAUGAGUCCCAGGGGUCAGUGCCAUCACCCCUGGAGGCCCGAGUCAGCGAACCACUGCCCAGUGCCACUUCCAUGUCCCCCACUCAGGUUCUUUCUCAACUCCCUAUGGGCCCGGAUUCUGGAGAAACGCUUUUCUUGUCAGAGCAGCCUUCUUCUCUGCCUCCCCCGCCUCUGCUGCCCCCCAGCCUCCCCAAUGGAACUGCUGUCCCCACCGCCAAGUCCACCCCCACGCUCAUUAAGCAAAGCCAACCCAAAUCUGCCAGCGAGAAGUCACAGCGCAGCAAGAAGGCCAAGGAACUGAAGCCAAAGGUGAAGAAACUCAAGUACCAUCAGUACAUCCCGCCGGACCAAAAGCAGGACAAGGGGGCGCCUGCCAUGGACUCCUCCUAUGCCAAGAUCCUACAGCAGCAGCAGCUCUUCCUGCAGCUGCAGAUCCUCAACCAGCAGCAGCAGCAGCACUACAACUACCAGACCAUCCUGCCUGCCCCACCUAAGCCAGCAGGUGAGACUCUGGGGAGCUGUGGGGCCCCCGCAGUGCGCAGCCUCUCCACCAGCAAUGGUGGCUCCGGAUCCGGCACCCCGGGGCCUGGUGGACUGACACGUCAGAACAGCUCCCCACAGAGUGGCAAGCCAGGAGUCCUGCCGGCCAACCUAGACGACAUGAAGGUGGCAGAGCUAAAGCAGGAGCUGAAGCUGCGGUCACUGCCCGUCUCGGGCACCAAGACAGAGCUGAUUGAGCGCCUGCGAGCCUACCAAGACCAAGUCAGCCCAGCCCCUGGAGCUCCCAAGGCCUCUGCUGCCGCCUCUCUCCUGUCCAAGGCUGGUGAGGUGGUGGUCGCCUUUCCAGCGGCCCGACUGAGUGCAGGGCCAGCCCUGGUGGCAGCAGGCCUGGCCCCAGCUGAGGUGGUGGUGGCCACGGUGACCAGCAAUGGUGUGGUGAAGUUUGGCAGCACGGGUUCCACACCCCCUGUCUCCCCGACCCCCUCAGAGCGCUCACUGCUCAGUACGGGUGAUGAGAACUCCACGCCUGGGGACACCUUUGGUGAGAUGGUGACAUCGCCACUGACACAGCUCACCCUGCAGACCUCGCCACUGCAAAUCCUUGUGAAGGAGGAAGGCCCUCGCACCGCGCCCUGCUGCCUGAGUCCUGGCGUGCGUGCAGAGAUGGAGGGUCUGGACAAGGACCAGAUGCUACAGGAGAAGGACAAGCAGAUCGAGGAGCUGACCCGCAUGCUCCGGCAGAAGCAGCAGCUGGUGGAGCUGCUCCGGCUGCAGCUGGAGCAGGAGAAGCGGGCCCAGCAGCCCAGCCUGGCUCCCGUUCCCACCGCCGCCCCGCCCAGCACCCCUGUGAAGCAGGAGAAGAGCUUCUCCAGCUGCCAGCUGAGCCACCAGCCCCCAGACACCGCUCACCGCUUCAGCUCUGGCCUGCUGGCCCCCACUGCCAACCACAGAGACACUGCUGCCCCAGCCCCGGGGCCUCCAGCCGUGGUGGUGAAGCAGGAAGCCACACCGCCUGAGCCCGAGGUGGCCCCUACCCCUCAGCUGCUCCUGGGCCCACAGGGCACUGGCCUCCUCAAGGGGGUCACCCCGCCUACCCUCAUCACCGACUCCACAGGGACCCACCUUGUCCUCACUGUGACCAAUAAGAAUGCAGACAGCCCUGGCCUGCCCAGUGGGAGUCCCCUACAGCCCUUGUCCCAGCCUGGUUCUCCAGCCCCUGCUCCACCUGCCCAGAUGGAUCUGGAGCACCCACCACAGCCCCCUUUUGGGACCCCAACUUCUCUGCUGAAGAAAGAACCACCAGGUUAUGAGGAGGCUGUGACCCAGCAGCCCAAACAGCAGGAAAACAGUUCCUCCAGCCAGCAGAUGGAUGACCUGUUUGACAUCCUCAUUCAGAGUGGAGAAAUUUCAGCAGAUUUCAAGGAACCACCAUCCCUUCCAGGAAAGGAGAAGCCACCCUCAUCGGCAGCCUGCAGUUCCCCACUGGUGACACAGCCCUCUCCCUCCCCUGAGCUCCCCCAGGCUGCCCCACCUCCACCGGCCUCACCUGCUCUUCCAGGGCGCCUGGAAGACUUCCUGGAGAGCAGCACAGGGUUGCCUCUGCUGACCAGUGGGCACGAAGGGCCAGAGCCCCUUUCCCUUAUUGAUGACCUCCACAGCCAGAUGCUGAGCAGUGCUGCCAUCCUGGACCAUCCCCCCUCCCCCAUGGACACUUCAGAGUUGCACUUUGCCCCUGAGCCCAGCAGUGGUGUGGGCCUGGACCUGGCCGAUGGUCACCUGGACAGCAUGGACUGGCUGGAGCUGUCAUCAGGUGGCCCUGUGCUCAGCCUGGCCCCCCUCAGCACUGCAGCCCCUAGCCUCUUCUCCACGGACUUCCUUGAUGGCCAUGACCUGCAGCUACACUGGGAUUCCUGCUUGUAGCCUUCCAGGGCUAGGGAAGGGGCUUGAGUUGGGGAGCCAGGGAGCUGCAGCCAGCAUGGCGCUCUCUCUGGUUGAGUCUUGACAAUCACAGUCCCUGCUUUCCCCCUUCCCUGGAAGGUCGGAGCAGUUGGGCCCUACACCUGGCUUGGGCUCACCCGGGGCAGAGGUGACCUGUCAAGCAGCAGCUCUGGGUCCCAUACCAGGGCGCUGGAGGCCUGGACAGGCCCAGGGCCAUUUCAAUUCGACCUCCUUUUUGAGGUCAGAGGUGUACUGUGUGGCCACAGUUCGGCUAAGGUGGGUGAGGCCCAGCCCUCGGAAUCCUCGUCUGGUCUAGGGCUGAGCUGGGUCAAGGGCUGACUUUUCUUCCCGCUCCUACCCCUCUGCUGUGAGGGAAGAAACGAACCUGGGCUUCUGCUCCCCAUUCCGUGCGUCAGCCAGCCAGCCCCAGGGUCCCACAGCUUCCCGAGAGGGGGCUCCCUGCCAUUUUAGUGUCUUGAUAUAGUGUAAUAACCAUUUAGUGGUUGGUGGCAAAAUUGUCUGUACAGGUGUAUAUACCUCUAUAUUAUAUAUAUCAACAUACGUAUAUACAUAUAUUUUUUGGGGGGGUGGGAGGUGGGUGUGGCUCCCUCCCAGCCUGCUUUCACGUACACAUGGGUCAGGGGGGCUGCAGGGGGGGCUGGAGACAGGGUCACCCUGAGCCGUGUGCCAUGUUGCCCCGUGCCCAGCCUGGUGUGCAGCUGCCUUGACCCACCCCUCACGUGUGUUUGACAUGUAGACACCCUGCCACAGCCUGUGCCCCACCUGCCCUGCUUCCUGGCUUCUCAGUGCCAAGAGGGCAGAGGUGCUUCCUGGUCCUGCCAGGAGCUCUCCACCCACCCACAUUCCGUCCCUUUGCCUCACUGCAGCCAAUAGGGCCCUGGGACAGGGGACCUAGCCCCACCCUGAUGUGGGGUUGACAGGGGGCCACUGGCUGCCUCCUGUCCCAGGGCUGGCGGCCUCACUUCUGGCCUGAUCCAUAGGGGAAUAGGGAUGGAGUCUCCAAAACCCAUGCUGGGACAAAGGUGGGGAAGCUGUGUGAACUUUUUAAAAUAAAAACAAAA
Messenger RNA from Sciurus carolinensis (gray squirrel), 4595 nucleotides. RefSeq names its product myocardin related transcription factor A (gene Mrtfa). Gene Ontology annotation, biological process: smooth muscle cell differentiation. The record is from RefSeq and is a predicted model, not a curated record. NCBI's taxonomy places the organism in Eukaryota, Metazoa, Chordata, Mammalia, Rodentia, Sciuridae. The transcript has 14 exons. Bases 16 to 3495 code for a protein of 1159 amino acids.